CAUCAGUCAGUUUGCAGAUAGAAAACCCAGCGACAGCGUGCGAUGGCAGAGACGGUGGAUAAAAAAGAGAAAAGAAUAGAAAACAAAGAAAAAACGAAAGACUCCCGUGUUCUCGUGUCCCGAGAAAAAUGUGUCUCGAAGAUCGAAAGUUCUAGAAGAACGUAAAUUACAUAAAUAUACUCUGGCGCUACGUCAUUUGAAAGGAACAAGAAAACGAAAAAAAAAGACAAUAAAAUGGAAACAGAGAUAAGUUCCAGUUAAGAAUAGAAAAAGAGGAAGAAUAAAAAAACAGAAAAUAAACAUUAAUUAAUCCAUUUAUCUGAAAACGAGAGACAUGAAUAUCACAGAAAAACUAAAUCCUAACCUCGCCAAAACGAGACGCGAGAAUGUGUUUACGUGGAAGCCAAACAACUCCCUGAAACCUUUUAAAAACAAAGCAAUUGAUGCACGAUUUCCUCACCAAGCUCCUCCCCUAUGCCCCGCCUCCAUGUUCCUUAGAGACCACGCCCAUUUCCAUGCAACAAGCCACGCCUAUAUAACGAAACUGAUAAUACUUGUUAUAAUGACGUGUUUGACCAAGUCUGCGCAUAGUUCGAUCAUACCAAACAUCGUGGAAUACGGGAGAUGUGUUUCACUCGAACUACCACAGAACUUCAGCAUAGCAAGGUUCAGUGGAGUGUGGUACCAGGUGGAGGAGAUCCCCAAUACGUAUGUGGAUGUGAAGCAGUGUAUCCGCACCAUCUACCAGUGGGAUGGAUCGGUUCUACACGUGCUAACAGAAGGGCUGGACGAGUAUGGUGAGCAAGCUGAGCAGGAAACAACCAUCAGUAUGGUGAUGCCUGGUAACUACAGCGAGGACAAACCAUACCUGCAGAUCAAGUCGGAUAAAGUUCCUCCAGUUCCUUACCACAUCAUCGACGUAGACUACGACGCCUUCGCUUGCGCCUACUCCUGCUUCGACUUCUUGGGCCUCAAAGCAGAAAUCUACUCCAUUUUGUCUCGAAGUCCCGAAGCUUCGAACGCGACGCUGUCCACGUGCCGGGAUUCGUUCGAAGCGCUCGGACUGAGUCUCGAGAAGAUGGUGUCCGUAGAGCAAGGAGAGCAGUGUUGGUAUAGCGAGGUAGGUGCGAAUGCAUCGUCGACGUUAUCUCCCUUUUUCGUAACCGAAGACGAAGCCGAAGAUGACGAAGAAGGAUUCGAAAGAGGCUUGGAAGACGCCCUACUUUCCGUGGCGGAGGAGGUGGCCGGAGCGGUUGAGAGGAUGGAGGAGGUGUUCGGGACGGCGGAAGAAUAUCACAAGACGACCAUCAUACCAACAGAGAAUAAAAAAACAGAAAAUAAUGCAACAAUGAAACGACCAAAGAAGAAACACAGGAAAAAGGGCGGGACAAGAGGAAAAAGUGACCCUAUGUCGCCCGUUGUCUCGUCUACGCCAUCUUUUGUUAUCCCAGGUGGCUCUCGAGACUCCAAAAGCUCCAGCUCCAACUCUCCUGAAGAAGAGACAGCCUUCGAGAGCGGAAGGCAUGCAGGCGGCGCUGCGACCUCGACUGCAACACCCGGAUUUAUCGCCGCGCUCCAGCUGGUUGCCUUAUACGUUCGAGUGGUGUUAAGAUAGGGUUAUGUAGUGGAUAAGUUUGUUUAUAGGAUGCCUGUAGGGCUUGGAUUUGUUAUUUAUGUUAUGUAUUGGAAAUUAUAUUUUUAUUAGGUUUAGUGAAUGUAUUUCAGUGACUAUUGUGUGUGUGUGUGUGUGUGUGUGUGUGUGAAUGUACAUGUAGUAAAUGUGUGCGUGCAUGUAAAUAUAUAGAAUAAUAAAUAGAUAAAUAAGUGGAUACAUACAUAAAUGAAUUAGAGGAUAAAUAAACAAACAUAUGAAUAGACACACGCACAUACGUACACACCACACACACACACACAUAUAUAUGUGUAUGUGCGCGCGCAUGUGUGUCAGUGUAACUCAAUUAAUUGCACUGCAAGUUGAUUUACAUUCAACAAUUAUUCCCUAAGUUUACAGAUAUGAGUGUUCCAAGAAUGAAGAAAAGAGAAAAAAAAGAAAGAAAAUAUAUGAGUUCGUUAUGAUUCAGUUGACUUUAAUUGUCUUUGAAUAUUCAUGAUAUCUAAAACUAUCAAGUAGGCCUAUUGAAUAUUUAUCAUUCACUGUACGGAAAAUAAAUAAAUAUGUGAUUAUAUAAAACAUUUGUGUGGCUAUUAUUUUCGCCAAAAAAUAUGACUUAACAUAAAUCUAGUCUGUC
Molecule: messenger RNA, 2249 nt
Organism: Penaeus indicus
Lineage: Eukaryota; Metazoa; Arthropoda; Malacostraca; Decapoda; Penaeidae
Exons: 5
Coding region: 335-1615 (426 amino acids)
Biological process (GO): lipid metabolic process; response to reactive oxygen species
Cellular component (GO): cytoplasm
Source: RefSeq, a predicted model, not a curated record